This is a messenger RNA of Trichoplax adhaerens, 510 nucleotides long. RefSeq lists its product as uncharacterized. The transcript has 3 exons. The record is from RefSeq and is a predicted model, not a curated record. Gene Ontology annotation, cellular component: endoplasmic reticulum. NCBI's taxonomy places the organism in Eukaryota, Metazoa, Placozoa, Uniplacotomia, Trichoplacea, Trichoplacidae. The coding region runs from base 1 to 510 and encodes 169 amino acids.
AUGUCAACGUUACUCAAUAUUGUCUUUCAAUUCUAUUUUAUCACCCAUAUACCUAUUACUAUCUUGCUAGACAGUCAAGCCAUUUUUCCAGAUUCAUACUAUCCAAAAUCGGUUACAGGUGUCAUGCAGUUUCACAUCAAUGAAUUUAAAGAUCCUCUGAUGGCAGAUCCACCUAUUUGGCUGCAAACAUUUAUAGUGAUCGAAUGCCUACUUCAGCUACCUUUCUUCUUCUUUGCAUCAUAUGCCUUUAUAAAAGGCAUAAAGAAAUGCAAAUGGGUUAAAUUACCGUGCAUAGUCUAUGCUGCACAUGUUGCUACUACGGUAGUACCAAUUUUGGCUCAUCUCGCUCUCACCGACUUUUCUAACGCCACCAUAGGGCCUAAAACCGACAAAGAACGACUAAUAUUAAUUGCUAUUUAUAUACCCUAUCUCGUUAUACCAGUAAUGCUGCUAUUUUACGUGCUUGCCUUACGAUUUGAUGAACCGCAAACUAAAAGCAAGCGACAUUAA